AUGCCACCGCAGAAGCCCACAAUAGAGGAAGUUGAUACGACUGGAAAUGUGUCGGCUAGUGACAGCUUGUCUCCCGAAAAUAAAGAUAUAAAGGAAGAAGCCCAGUCGAUAUACCAUAGGAUCUUUGCAGAUCGUGGUCCCAACAAAAGAAAAAUAAAAGUCAGAGAAAUAGAGGAAAUGCCGCUGGAGGUCAACGGUCCCGACUCUGACUCUGAAUAUCAGGACAGUAACGAUUCGACAGACACCGACGACGCGACAAUAGUCAGCAGUGAACUUCAGAACAUAAACAGUGAAUCCGAUGAAGCCGAGAGGGAGGAAGAUGAGUCUGUAAGCCUUAGCGAUACGGAAGACCAGAGUCAGAGGAUAAAAGACUGGCUUACAACUUGGAAACUAAAUGAUCCGGGAGUCUGUUGCAUAUGUCUUGACUGCGCAACUACCGAAGACAAUAUGCUUGUUUAUUGUGAUAAUGAUGAAUGUGAGGUCGUCACGCAUCAAGAAUGUUAUGGAAUCAUCGAUCUUCCGGGUGCCCAUGAUCCGUGGUAUUGUGAUCGUUGUCUAGCGAAACCGUCAGAAUGUGUUUCAUGCUGUUUAUGUCCGAAUAAAAACGGGGCUUUCCGGCGACUAUCGAGAGGGGCAGAUUCAGGAGGAUGGGUGCAUGUGGUAUGUGCGUUAUGGAUGCCGGGCAUGUGGAUAGGAGAUAAUGAAUUGAUUUCGGACAUAACAGUAGAACAUGUGCAGCAAAAUAACUGGCGUAAGUCCUGUUGUGUGUGUUCGUCUGGCUUAUGUGAUGAAGGUGCGGUUGUUCACUGCGAUGCUGGCGGUUGUAAGAACUGGCUUCAUGUAACUUGCGCUCAGUCGCUUAGUCUCCUCGAAGUUGUCGAGGAUGAUCCUAACAUGGCGGACCCAUACUUUAUUUAUUGUCCACAACAUGGAUCUCAUGCUGGAGAAGAUCCUCGACUUAAUGCUUGGGAAAGAUGGUACCGGAAACGUGAUGAUUACUUAUUAAACGCCCGCAAGAAUGAAGGUCUAGCCCGCACAAGACGAGUAAAUGUUGAGGAUGACAUUGGAAUGACGUUGCGCGAACUAUUUGAAGAUAGAUACUGCGAUUAUCGAGAACGUAGAGAACAGCGCAUAGCCCAAACAAGAAGACGAGUUGCAGAAGGAGCUGCUAUAGUCAAUGGCAUUAAAGAUCAAAUAAUUAAAAACGAAAAGGCUCUAGUAGAAAUAUCAGCAAAAGUCGAAAGUGCUGAGCAGGAAAGACAGGCCUUAUUAGCAUAUAGAGAAGCAAUUGCGCCUAGCCUGCACAUAUUAACAAAAGCAUUGUUAAGGACGGAUGGUCUUGCGGCUCUGAUGUCGGACAUUGCUGACGUCGAUGACGACAUAAUAAGCCAGUUUAUAGCUUUAUCAGAAGGACCUCUUGUUUGGACAGCGAGGGGAGAACAAAUAGCCAAAUCCAUAGACAUUGAAUCACUAGACAUUAGCAUUUUAGAUCCACUUGGUCUCAAGAUACCUGAUGAAUCACCUCCGCCUGAAAGGGUUUAUCAACGUAAAAAACGAACUAGAAAGCGAUGCGACGAAGGAGAUGAGAAAUUAUCACCUGUACGAGUAAAGGGUAAAGCAAAGUCAACUUUAGACCAACCUGUCAAAAAUGGUAGAGGCAGGCCUCGAGGAUCUACGAACAAAAAUAAAGCGGGGAGGAGGGGAAAAACUGGCGCACCGAGAGGUAGGCCACGCAAAAUAGCCAAUGUGAAUAGGUCGUCUGAAACGUCAGUUGCGACAGCGUCUGGUUCUAAGGAUACUGCAUUUGAGCAAUCGGAUAGAUCUGAGAGUGUUAUCUCUGUUGAAGAUAGUGCUGAUAACGACGUUGAUUCACUGAUACACAAGAAUAUGGACUCUAAUAGGGAGAUAAUUAUAACAUCGGAUGAGGAUAUGGAGGUUGAUGGUAUGGCCAACGGCAAGGCAUACAAGUCUAUUCGAAAUGCAAAUACAAAUGGUGUACAUAAAGAUGUUACAAAUAGAAUUAGAGCUGGUUCAAAGGCUUUAGCGGAUGACAAUACUACUAGGCAUACUGAUAUCUAUACUUCGAAUAUUAAUAAUUUAUUGAAUAGUCCAUUGCCGGACUUUGUUGAUGGUACUCGAAGUCCAUCGCUUUCUGUGGGAUCGAUCGACGCAACAUCGAACGAUAAGACACCAGUUAAAGAUUCUUAUCACAACUCGGCAAAUACUGCCGAAACAAAUAGAAUAGACUUGUUUACAACAAUACAACCGCCUCUCUAUAAAAAUGCAAGUGAUGAAACUACUGCGCAGACAAGUGCUACUGGAGGAAUACCAUCUCCCGUAAGUUCAGCAGAUGAAAAACUAUCAACACCUUCUAAAGUACAUGUGAGACAAUCCACCGUGAGUACAAGUUCCGUAUCUCCAUCUGGAAAUUUACCAAAAAAAAGAGGGCGAAAGCGAAAGCGGCCAAUUGAGAAAUCACCUACUGAUCGUGAUGAUGAAAAAAAUAACAGCCAAGAUACCAUGAACGGUAAUGUGGACUAUUCAGAUGAGAAACUUUCUGAUGCUCAGAGUAAUCAUAGUAUAGAUUAUGAUAGAUUGAACUAUACGAAUUCUCGUCAGAAUUUCUAUGAAGGCAUCAGAGGAUACAAUCCUAGCCAUUCGUACUACGGCAGUGCACAAGGAGAUAAUGACAGGGGCAAUAGGUCAGCAGAUACGUUAUCGCGACAAUACGAACGAAAAACGAAUCAGAUCAGUCACAAGCAUAGGAGUGCAUUCAACAGCAGGUCCAACGGCACAACAGAAAUUAUGGAGGAUAGUCCUCCAAGAAAAGUGCGUCGUACUCGAGCCCAAGAGAGGCCGAAAGCAGUUCGGCGAGUUAAAUCACAAGGACAAUCAGAAGAUAAAAUGACAACUCAUGCGAAGAGUCCAUUAGCACCAGUUGUGCCCCAACCCAUUUGCGUAUGUUGUGGUGAAGUACAGGCGCCUGAUGAACGGUCUACAGCUACACUGGUUAGUCCAGUUAGGGCCAGAGCUUCUACUAUAGUAAAAGGCAGGGACAAAGUCCAUAGGAUGAUUAGAUGCAACUUCUGUACCAAAUGGUACCACCUAGCAUGUAUGAAUCCACCGAUAAGGACUAUGCCUUCCAGUGGAUAUAUCUGGCGAUGUGAAGACUGUGAUGGCAAUUCUGAAGAAGUUGCCGAUAAACCAGGAGAGGCCACGGAUUCAAGUGAAGAUAGCAGGAAACGAAAUGGAACAAAAUGGAAACUAAGAUCGCGUAAACCGAGUGCAGUGACUCAGUAA
Messenger RNA from Paraglomus brasilianum, 3300 nucleotides. Lineage: Eukaryota; Fungi; Glomeromycota; Glomeromycetes; Paraglomerales; Paraglomeraceae. The record is from the annotation of a GenBank genome assembly.